AUGACCAACAGAUCAUCCAACAUCAAUGAUGGGCACCUCGGAUUCGGGCAAGAAAAGGCCAUCUGGUCCGACAGUGCGGGCGCCAUCUUCCCGCUCAACGGCGUGCCGCUUAGUGACGACAAGCCGGCGUCCUGUAACGACGCCUCGUGCCACCUGGGUGACAAGGCUCACGUCUACACUGUAUCACGCGAGGCGUAUGGCCGCGUGCGCAUCUUCGUGCUGGAGAACGCAUCCGGGCUCGAGGAGACCGAGUCGUGGCGUCUGGUAGACAGGCAGCUCAGCUUCAAAACCACGCAGCUGGCCGAGGGCCUCACACUGACCUCUGACGGCCGCGACUACGAGCGUGAGACGGGCAUGUGGGAACCCUUUGACGUGUACGAGACACGCGGGUCCGAGGACCGUGUCAGCGACGCCGUCGUCCUCAAGAUUGGCGCCCGCUGGACGCACCACCACCUCCAGCAGGUCGAGGUCUCUGUCACCGCGGGGGCCAAUGACUCGGAGCCGGCCUGGCAGCGCUUUUCCGAGCAGACAGACGUGGGCAGCCGGGCGGCUGGGGUGCCCAGCAUGAUCCUCUUCAACCAGUCGUUCAACAUCUAG
Molecule: messenger RNA, 597 nt
Organism: Geosmithia morbida
Lineage: Eukaryota; Fungi; Ascomycota; Sordariomycetes; Hypocreales; Bionectriaceae
Product: protein-arginine deiminase
Exons: 4
Coding region: 1-597 (198 amino acids)
Source: RefSeq, a predicted model, not a curated record